This is a messenger RNA of Macrosiphum euphorbiae (potato aphid), 207 nucleotides long. The record is from the annotation of a GenBank genome assembly. Lineage: Eukaryota; Metazoa; Arthropoda; Insecta; Hemiptera; Aphididae.
AUGGACGGUGAUCGCUGUGGUCGACGGAGGCCCAAGGGUCUUAUGAUAUUAGCCUCACUGUAUGUGAAAUUCACUAGUGGACACGUUCGGAAAGUAGUCAUCGAAACAUUUAUCAACGAAAUCCGGCAAGGUUCUAAACCCCAAGGUUCCGACCGCAGUAGUGCAUACCACGAGACCAUUUCCUCCGCGAUCGUCUACACCGUCUGA